This is a messenger RNA of Durusdinium trenchii, 2445 nucleotides long. NCBI's taxonomy places the organism in Eukaryota, Dinophyceae, Suessiales, Symbiodiniaceae. The record is from the annotation of a GenBank genome assembly.
CAACCACUCGUUUCGCUCUCCACCGCAGUCGUUCGCGCCAUGGCCACCCUUCUGGCGGGCGGGCUCUUCGCCACCCGGGCGCUCUUUAAGUACAACCGGAAGAACUUCAUGUUCGACAAGACCUUGCGACAGGAACGCGAGUUCCAAGAGCAGGACAUGAGGGUCGCCCAGUUCAGCCUCUACCGCGAGGACGUGCGAGACUUGGUGGAGCUGACAGUGGGGAAGAUGGACUUGUACUUGGUCUCGGCCGCCCUUCUCAUCGACCGGACCACAGUGAUGAUCACCAAGGCAGAUGAGGCCUUGCCGGGCUUCUUGCCCUGGGACCCCACGAAGCGGAUCUCGCCGGAGUGGGCCGUGGCGCUCAAUGCCAUGAGCUUGGCGUCUGGUGUGGCUCGGCGGGAGGAGAGGCUGCUCUUUCCACACCGCGCGCCGCGCCUGAAACACCGAAGAAUCUACGUCUUCUACCUGCUGCUCUGCCUAUGGAUGGCCAUGUAUGCCUCCAUCUCCGCCCAGUCCUUCGGCACGAGGUUGCUGACGCAGUUUGUGCGCCUUCCGGUCGCUUCGCAGUCCAACGUGGCGAAAGCCACGGCCACGGCGGUGCAGUAUGAGGAGAAAGGAGUCGGCGAGAUGCUGCGGGCCCGGGAGCUCGAGGGGCCGCUGUCAGGCGCCGAUGUGCAGCUUCUUCAGCUCUCCCUCACGACCGACCUCAUGCAGCACACGCCGAGUCAUGUGAGUCCGGACGCCAUGCGUCCGGGGCUGGUACGGUUCAUGCACAUCCCCAAGACGGGGGGCACUAGCAUCGACGCUGCAGGGAUGCACCAAGCCAUUCCAGCCUUUGACUCGCUGAUGCGACAGACCUACGAGCGCAUCGCACAGAAAUCCGAUUACCAUGGUGAUUUGGGCGACCUCUACGUGAGCUCGCACAGCUCUUACCUCACUUAUUCCGCCUUUAUCGCGCAGAACGUCCAGGAAUACCACUUCCUGCCGCCCAAUGCUUCCGACCAAUGUGAGGAUUUGCACACGCCUCCUUCGCGAAGUGAGUUCAUCCGCGAGUACUACCGGACGAACCUCACCUUUUGCGCCGUGCGCGACCCCCUGGAGCGUUUCUGGAGCGCCUUCCGCAUGAUGAGUUUGUCCGCUUGUGAGCCAGAGGCCAUCGAAGCGGCGACUCUGGGGCUGUUGGCGACGGCCACGGUGACGCCGUACAUCUGCAAUUGCUUUCUGGUGCCUCAGAUGGAGAGUGUGUAUGGUACACGACACCUGGCCGCGAGACGGAGGGAGCGGAGGAGCGGAGGAGAGACGAGACGCAACUGGUCGACUUCCUCCACGCGCUAUUGCCAGCGUGUCUCGGAUGGAGCUCUGAGGGGUUUGCUGUACCAGGAGAACCUCACCGCGGAAUUCGAGGCAUUCAUGGAGGAGAUUGGCCGCCCUGAGGAGCUCAUGGCGGAUUGGUCCAGUUGUGACCUGAAGACCGGGCAGCUGACGCCCAAGACCCGCCAAGUGUAUGAGUUCUACAAAGCCGACUAUGAAGCCUUCGGUUAUGCUCCGCCAAGUGAAGUCUCUGCACCGGGCCCGACAGCGGCAGCGACCACCGAAGCGGCCUCCACCGCCGCGCAGGCACCCGACCCUCCAUUGCCGGAGGCUGGUGAAGGAGGCAUCUCUUUCCUUGGCCGCUUACCUAGUGCCAAUGGCUACAUUGGAAAUCCCACAGUCAAUGCCCUGCCGGCAGCGAUGUUGGAUCAUAUCCGGCUCUACCGAAGGGUGCAGCUCAACUGGCAGGCCUACGACGCCUACGCGCGGGUCAGCCUCUUUUGUGGCGCCAACUCCUUGUUGUACAGCUGCCUCUAUUGGGCCUUGGGCUCGUUCCUCGGUGGACAACACGCGGGCGUGGCCGCCAUCGCGGUGGCGCUGGUCUUCGCCACCAUCCAGGUGAUGCUCACCAAGUUAGAUCUGCGCUUGAGGGCCUGGCACUUGCGGCGCAUUGCCUUGCUCCUCUUCUCCACUCCGGUGACGACCACCAUUGGUAUGAUCCUCUAUCCAGAGGUGACCAACGGAACGCUAGGGCCGUUCUCGGCGCAAAGGCUCUUGAUGAACCUCUGUGCCAUCGUAGCUCAUGUUCUUCACUUUGCGGUGGCCUUCAUGGUGUUAUUGGCCUCAUGGCCAGAUGAUGAUGAGGAAGCUCUGCUACCGGGCAAGUUCCGUAGCACCCUCUACCUGGACGUCUUCGGGUGGCUCCUCAACCCCACGGGUCCUGGCGCACGGACCUCCGCGGCACGUGAGGAGGAGGACGAAGGUUGGCUGGUCGGUGCCGCGAAGACCGUGCUGGUCGGUGCAGAAGAUGGACAGAAUGCAUUGGGAGAGCCCAGACAAGUGGCACUGGAAGUCGGGCCGCCUUGGCGCUUGGUGUUUCUUUUCUUUGCAUAUCUUGCCAUUCCCUCUGGCUAG